This is a messenger RNA of Toxorhynchites rutilus septentrionalis, 3096 nucleotides long. RefSeq lists its product as uncharacterized. The transcript has a single exon. The record is from RefSeq and is a predicted model, not a curated record. Lineage: Eukaryota; Metazoa; Arthropoda; Insecta; Diptera; Culicidae. The coding region runs from base 1 to 3096 and encodes 1031 amino acids. Gene Ontology annotation, molecular function: nucleic acid binding.
AUGUCCCUUACCAUUUCCGCUGCAGGAGGACGAAAGCAUUCACUUGAAGAUGUUCAGACUGUGAAGAAGUUGUCGCUGCCAAAACAAACUCUGUCUUUCGAAUCAUUAAGUGAUCGUUUUGAGUACCUCAAGGGACUGCCCGUAUCGAGUUAUACCGAUGUUACCCCAAAGAUACUAAUCGAAAUUAACAAUUUGAAUUUGAUGGUGCCAUUGAAGAUACGAGAAGGACUUGGCAUGGAACCGGUCGCCGCGAAAACGAGACUGGGGUGGUGUAUUUAUGGCGGAAAAGGAGCCAAAGGUCAGAAGCCUUCAGUGAACUGCCAUUCCUGUGUAUGUGUAUCAUCAGAUCAAACUCUGCACGACAUCGUCAAAGAUUUUUUCACUGCAGAAGAUGUCAGUGCGCUAUCGGUGACGCCGCCCAUAUCAGAAGAGGAGAAACGUGCGCAACGAAUACUUGAAACUACAACGAUUCGAGUCGACACUCAUUAUGAAACUGGACUGCUGUGGAAAUCUGAUUACGUAGAACUCCCGGAUAGCUACAACAUGGCUCUCAAACGACUAGAGUGUUUGGAGAGGAAAAUGAAUCGGAAUCCGGACCUGAAGCAGGCCUUAUGCCAACAAAUGAAAGAAUACCUGCUCAAGGGCUACACGCAUCGCGCAACUAACGAUGAAAUGGUUAGCGCAGAUAUACGACGAAUCUGGUACUUACCUCUUGGAGCGGUAGUAAAUCCGCGGAAACCAGGCAAGGUUCGGAUGAUCUGGGAUGCCAGAGCCACUGUGAACGGAAUAUCGCUCAAUUCCGUACUGUUGAAAGGACCUGAUCAACUGACCUCACUUCCAGGUGUUCUAGCUCGCUUUCGACAGUUCAACGUGGGCGUCUCUGCCGACAUAAAAGAGAUGUUCCACCAAAUAUACAUACGAAAAGAAGAUCGACAUUCGCAACGCUUCCUUUGGCGUGAUGAUCCUGCCAGUACCCCAGAUAUCUAUAUCAUGGAUGUAGCUACAUUCGGUUCGACUUGUUCCCCAGCAUCAGCUCAAUAUGUCAAAAAUAAGAAUGCCGAGGGGUUUAUAGAGGUUUAUCCUCGAGCUGUAGACGGAAUAAUUAAGAACCACUACGUGGAUGACUCUCUGGAGAGUUAUGAAUCUGUAGAAGAAGCAAUCAAAAUCUCAUACGAAAUGCGACUAAUUCACAAAUAUGGUGGCUUCGAGUUGAGAAACUGGCUAUCGAACAGCAGGGAAGUCCUGAAAAGUCUAGGCAAUACACAUCCUCGAGGAGACAAGAUAUUUGAAACAGACAAUCAAAGAGAAUGUGAGCGCGUGCUCGGAUUACUCUGGUUGACUCAGGAAGAUGCCUUCGGGUUUUCGACCGAAAUGAAACAGGAGAUUGACGACCUCAUCCGCAGCAACGAAUGUCCUACGAAGAGACAAAUGCUGAAGUGCCUGAUGUCGCUGUUUGAUCCUCUGGGUUUGCUGUGCUUCUUCAUAGUGCAUGGGAAGAUAAUGCUACAGGAAGUCUGGAGAUCGGGAGUCCAAUGGGACGAGAAAGUAAACGACGAAUUACAAAAAAGAUGGCAGAAAUGGACUGGCCUCUUCCAGAAUGUCCGACGUUUCAAAAUUCCGCGUUGCUAUUUUACUGGUGCUACGAAAGAGCGUUAUGAUGACCUACAACUCCACGUCUUUGUUGAUGCAAGUGAAUCUGCGUAUUGUGCUGCGGCCUACUUCCGAACGAUGAACAAGAUCGGCUCCCCUGAAUGCGUCCUUCUUACAGCAAAAACAAAAGAAGCUCCGCUUAAGACCCAAUCGAUACCACGAUUAGAGCUGAUGGCUGCGGUUUUGGGUGCACGUUUGAUGCAGUUUAUAGAAGAGGUUCACACAGUGCGUGUAGUACGAAAAGUGUUGUGGAGUGAUUCGGCUACAGUUCUUUCCUGGUUGCGGGCAGACCAUCGUAGAUAUAAACAGUUCGUUGCUUGCAGAAUAAGAGAAUUGUUAACAAUCACAGAUGCAGAGAACUGGCGUUGGGUCCCAUCGAAGCAGAAUCCGGCAGACAUUGCGACAAAGUGGGGCAAAGGUCCGGAUUUGAUGGCAAAUAGUAUCUGGCUCAAGGGUCCUUCAUUUCUACAGCUAUCGGAAACAGAGUGGCCAAGGGAAAGAAGAUCUGCAUCAUCAACAGAAGAAGAGCUGCGCUCCUGUUAUGCUCACGAGAAAAUUAAAAUUCCAGAACGUCUUGUAGAGCUGGAGCGCUUUUCGCAGCUUAACCGAGUGAUUCGGGCAACAGCCUAUGUAUUUCGAUUCAUAGAAAACAUCAAACGGAAGAUCAAUGGCCAGCUGAGAUUCUUAAGACCAUUAACAUCAGAAGAGCUACAAAAAGCGGAGCGACUUGUCAUCCGAGAAACGCAGUGGCAGUGUUUUCCGGACGAGAUGAUGGUGCUGAAACACAACAAAGCAAAACAAAAUGACGAGCAAACAUCAGUGGAAAAAAGCAGUAGCCUCUAUCGAUUGUGUCCCGUCUUAGAUGAAGAAGGCAUUAUUCGUGUGGAUGGCAGAAUAGGAGCAGCUCCGAACGUUCGAGAAGAAAUGAAGUUCCCAAUAAUUUUACCCCGAAAGCACAAAUUUACUAGACUGCUGUUAGACAGUUAUCACCGUAAAUAUUUGCACGGCAAUGCAGAGACGGUAGUGAACGAGGUUCGUCAAAUUUACUAUAUUCCAAGACUAAGGGUGGCAGUAAACAACAUAGCGAAUACAUGCCAAUGGUGUAGGAUCUACAAAUGCUCACCGCAGAUCCCUCGUAUGGCACCACUACCACUUGCCAGAAUGGCCUCGUUUGUGCGACCAUUCACGUACGUUGGUCUAGACUUCUUCGGGCCACUCACAGUGAAACUCGGCAGAAGCAACGUGAAACGAUGGGUCGCCUUAUUCACAUGCUUAACCAUACGCGCAGUACACGUCGAAGUAGCUCACAACCUGACCACUGAUUCAUGCGUUAAAUGCAUUCGAAGAUUUAUUUGCCGUCGAGGAUCUCCGGCCGAAAUCUAUUCAGACAAUGGCACAAAUUUCCAGGGCGCUGAAAGAUUACUCAGAGAACAAUUGAGCAGUUAG